This is a messenger RNA of Geodia barretti, 1627 nucleotides long. Lineage: Eukaryota; Metazoa; Porifera; Demospongiae; Tetractinellida; Geodiidae. The record is from the annotation of a GenBank genome assembly.
UCCAGUAUUUCCACAGCGUUUAGAGACUCCCAGCUCCGCCCAACCCGGCAAUAUCUACUGGUUUAAGCAGCAGGUCAGUAGAGGGUGUGAUGGCGAUGUACGACGUCGUUGUGGUAGGAGCAGGGAUAGAGGGUAGCGCCACGGCCUACUACCUGCUGAAGAAAGGACUACACGUCCUUUUAUUGGAGCAGUUCUCGGCACUGCACAGCCGAGGCAGCUCCCACGGUCAGUCUCGGAUCAUCCGCAGAGCCUACGACAAGCCUCAGUAUGUCCGGAUGAUGAACGAUGCCUACACUCUCUGGAGCGACUUCGAGAAAGAGAGCGGAGCCACUUUAUACAGAAAGACAGGUAUACUGGUGUUUGGACCUCGUAAAAACAUCGCAGUGUCAUCUACUGCACAUAGCCUGGCUAGUGGGCAGGUGCCUCACGAGCAGUUCAGUGGCCGGGAGGCUAACAGGAGGUACUCCCAACAGCUGAAACUCCCCGAGGACUACCAAUGUGUCUUUGAGGAAGGAGGAGGCAUACUCAAUGCUCAGAAAGCAGUACUGGCAUUUCAGCAACAGUUCCAGAAGCUGGGAGGAACACUGCUGGACCACACCCAGGUGGUGGAGAUCCAGGCAGGGGGAGCUGUCGUGACAGUGGUCACUGCCCCAAGGAAGGCUUUCUGGGCGAGGCAUCUGGUGGUAGCUGCUGGGGCUUGGACCACGGCACUUUGCUCUUCCAUUGGACUCAACCUCCCAUUCAGAGUUUUAAGGAGUGAGCUGAACUUCUGGAAGGUGGAGGACCCAGCAGUCUUCACUCCCGACAAGUUCCCCGUCUUCAUUGGCUACACUAGUGACGAUGAUAAUGACACACACUACUAUGGACUACCAAUCCACGAGUAUCCCGGUCUCUUGAAGGUAUGUGCCCAUGGAGGAAUAGCGAUAGAAGGUCCUGACUCCAGGGACAGACCAGGAGGACCGGGCACAGUGGUCCCAGUGAGCCAGUUCAUCUCUCAGACCCUGAGAGGAGUCUCUACCACCGCCAGCAUCACGGAAUACUGCAUGUACACUAUGUCACCUGACUUUGACCCUGUCAUUGACAGACAUCCACUCUACAGCAACAUCAUAGUAGCCUCUGGGUUCUCAGGUCACGGGUUCAAGCUUGCUCCAGUGGUUGGAAAAGUGAUUUCGGAGCUGGUGACUGGAGAGAGCCCCUCUCAUGACCUUCACCUGUUCAGACUCGCCCGAUUCCUCCCUCCUCAAUCACAUCUCUAACAGUCUCACACACAGAAUCAGCUAUAUAUUUUGAUGACGAUGUGUCCUUAUUACUUGUAAAGAAGCUGGUUAUUGCCUAAAUAUGAUUUUAUCCCAUGACUAGCUAGAAUGCAUUCACCUACCUGUGCUAACCCCAAUCUCCAACUGCCCCUGUUAUUCUUCGCGUAGAAAAUCUUGUAUGUGGAAAUCACUCAAAAUCAUCUGUAGAUGUCAGUCAGAAACUUGAAACAGAUCUGGCUGUGUAGUUACGCACGCAACAUUUCUGCUCAAUAUUAUAUGGAUGGCAUGAGAACGGCAGGUGAAUAGUGUAUGUUUUGACAAUAAUUAUACACAGCUGGUUGCCCUAGAGCAGAGUUAUGAUGAACGCACCA